AUGAGAUCUAAAAAAAAUUAUGGUCUUUAUAAGUUUGCAAUGGCAUUAAGUAAAGCAGCAAGAUCCUUUAUGGGAGUUGUACUAAAUUAUGCAAAAAGGAAGAAGCAGAGGAAUGAAGAGACUUCUCCAUUUGCUAUCAGGUAUAGAGCUUUCAGAGAUUUGAUCAAUAAUAUUAAUUCUGGAAGUCAAGAUGGUGAGUUUUUCUCAAUUUGGUGUGUAGAUUGGGAUUCAAUCAUCAUUGGAGAAGAUAAUAUAAAACAUGGGAAGCCUUCUACUUUAUCUUUUAUGUUAUUGAAUACAUACAAAAGUGAUUUACCCCCAUUAAAAGUAGAUAUAAAGUUAUAUUCGAUUGGUAUGGUAAGAUUUAUUGUGAAUGAAACUGACCAAUUUAUCAAGUUGGAUAGAUUUCAGUUACCAUAUAACGAUAUUAUUAAAGAUAAAUUUUUGGAUGCUCAUUAUUUAAUUAAGAGCAAGGACAAAUUAAAGAUAAAUACAGCAAAAGAUGAAAAUUCGAUUUCAAUUGAAUUUGAAAUUGUAAAUCUUUCCACAAAUAAUGAUUUAGAUGCCGAGCCGGAAAAAAUCAUAAGUGGGAAUAUGGAUAGAGUUCAACAAAAAACUUCAAAAAAAGUAUUUAAGUUAGUAUUAACGUGUAAUCACUUUAAAGUUGAGACUUUUGUAGAUGAUUGUUUAAUACAUUCCAUUAAUCCAAAUGGUAAUUUUAAUUUUGAGAGAGUUAGGCCUUUCGUUUCAAAAUCUCACCCAAAUAUUAAAAGGAAAGAUUUAAUGAAAAUUGCAAAUGCAAAAAAAGCUUCACAAAUUGAUGAGGAAGUGAGCAAAAUUUAUGACUCCAUUGAAAAGAAGAUUGGUAUUACAAACUACUUUGAGGAGAUAUCCAGUUUACUAAAGGAAAGAAGGUAUCACAAGAAAGGAUGGGGAGCUUUUGAGUCAAAACUUAAAGAGUCCUACGGAAAUGAAUAUGUUAAUGGUGGAAAUAUUAUGGAAAUCAUUGAUUCCUAUGAUGUUUAUAGCAAGAAUUCUUGGCAUGAUAUAUACGAUAGGUACCCAGAUUAUAAGAUCUAUGGACCAACUUGUAUUGGAACUGACAUUCAAAUUCAUAACACAAGCAACAUAUAUGGUGCAUCUGAGCAUUCUACAGAAAUUAACCUACCAGAAUACCCUAGUUCAUAUAGAUUUUAUAACUUGGAUGUAUUUACUUACAAAAAUGACAGACCAGAUGCAUUAUAUGGUUCCAUCCCACUUGUGUUAAGCGUUCACAAUAAUGAAGAUAACUCAUUUAUUUCCGGAAUCUUGUGGUUAAAUCCCUCAGAUACUUUUAUGGAUAUUAAAAGAAAAUUGAAUAAAAUUGAUACUUGGUGGGUAUCUGAAACUGGUAUAAUGGAUUUUGUUCUUAUGGUUUCUGACAACUUUGAUUCUUUUUAUUAUAAUUAUCAUAUACUUACUGGGUUCCCUACUCUGACUCCAAGAUUUGCUCUUGGAAAGCACCAAUCAAGGUGGUUUAAUUGCAAAGAUUCAGAUGUACUUGAUCUAUCAUCGUCAUUUGAAAAGAGCAAGAUUCCCUUAGACUCCAUUUGGUUGGAUAUUGAACACUUGAACAAAAGAAAGUGCUUUACUUGGAAUCCUGAUCAUUUUAAAGAUGUUUCGGAAAUGCUUGGAGAGCUAGAUAUUAAGGGUAGAAAUUUAAUAGUUAUAGCAGAUCCCCAUAUUAGCAUUGAUGAAAGCUAUCAUGUAUACAAUAAACUGCAAAAUCAGUCCAGCUUACCCAAUACUAUCAUUGAAGAUGGUAAUAAAAUUCUUAUAAACCAAUCUGAAACAUUAUCUAAUUCUUGGAUUAGGAUCAGAAAUCGUCAGGAGUGGGAAGAUUUUGUUGGGGUUUGUUGGCCUGGAAAAGUUAAAUACCCAGAUUUUUUGAACCCAAGUAUUAGGGAUAUAUAUUCCACAUUUUAUACUAACAAGCACUACCCAAUAAUGAGUUAUUCAAACAUUGGAUUUUGGAUUGAUAUGAACGAACCCUCAGUGUUUUCAUCCUCUGAGUUAACUUUGCCAAAACACUCUUUCCAUUAUAAUGACAUAGAACACAGACAAGUCCAUAACUUAUAUGGCUAUUACCACUUAAAGUCAACAUUUAAUGGACUUCUGACCUCUGCAACACAAAGAAUUCUGUCUCUUGACAAUAUUUCAAAUACAAAUGAAAUAGUUUCUUCUUUUCAUGGGAGUCAUUCAGCAAUAGAUAAGGCUUUAGCCACUGAAAAUAAGAGAUUGAAUGAAAGAUUGAGACAUGAUAGGUCUAUUUUAGAGCUAAUUUCUUCAGGGAGAAAGAUUGUAAAUCCAGAUAAUUUACUAGACUUGGGAAAUACCAUCAAGAAUAUACAACGUCCAUUCAUUUUGACUAGAUCAUUUUAUAUUGGUUCUCAUUGUUAUGGUUUCACUUGGACCGGAGAUAACAAAGCUGACUAUGAUUCAUUUUCUUCAGUUAUAUCAAUGAAUGUCUCAAACUCUGUUUGUGGAUUAUCAUACACAGGUUCAGAUGUUGGAGGGUUUUAUGGCCAUCCAUGCAAAUGUUUGUUUUUGAACUGGCAUAAACUUUCAAUCUGGAUGCCAUUUUACAGAGUUCACUCACAUAUUGAUUCACCUAAAAGGGAGCCUUGGGAAUUUGGACCUGAGAUACUCAAAUAUAUCAGAAAGCUAAUAAUCAUAAGGUACGAAUUGCUUUCUUUUUGGUAUACAAUUUCCUCAAUAUAUUCAUUCCAAGGCAAACCAAUGCUACAACCAUUAAACUGGCUAUUGUUUGAAUUCAAAAACCACGAUUUAAUAGGUAAAAAUGAAUCAAUUUUAAAGAUUUGUGAAUGCCAAUCUUUUGUCUUGGGGGGUACCUUUUUAAUAUAUAACACUCUACAAAACCAGUGUAUUUGUAAAAACAAUAUUAAUGGUACAAAUUACAAUGAUUAUAAUAAUGGAGACUACAAAGUAAAAAAUAAAGACCAUAACCGUAUGGAUGGAUCUAAUGCUUUCAUGUCCCUUAAUAUAUUACUGCCUUAUAAGUCAAAAAGAAGGAACUACAAGUAUUCCUGUUCUUGUAAUGAUGACAAGUACAGAAUAUGUAAGUACAAUGAUAAAACAUUGUGGUACGAAUACAAUUCCUAUAACUAUUUUGUAUUGAGUAAUAGUAAUUACAUUUAUGAGUAUCUACUAAAUAAAGAAACUCCUUUUCCAUGCUUUGUAAAAGAAGCGUCUAUUAUUCCCUACCAAAGUGGAGAUGUAUUAUCUUCAGCUCAACAAUUACAGAUUACCACAAGACUUAAAGUUUACUUGGAAUUAAUUAAUACCUGUGGUGAUUACAAUCUUGAUGAACAACAAAAAAUGCCAAUAAAGUGUACAAAUAAAGAAACUAAUUCUGGUAAUGAAAAGAUUAUUUUAGCUAAGGGAAACCUAUUUUUGGACGAUGGAGUUUCUUACAACUAUUUAACAGGAGAAUACUUAAUGAAUACUUUCUAUUUUGUGAAGAAUGAAAAAACUAGAAAUAAUAGCUUAAUACUUUCCGACUCAGACAGCUCUAGGCCAGAUCUUGAUUUGGAUUCAGGCUUUGAUGCAUCCUCGGUUUCAUUGUCAUCGUCAUCCACCUUAAUGGCCAAUAUAAUGCUUAAGUCUCCUCCAAUGACUCCAAGCUCUGUAUUUUCUUCAAUCUCGUCCUCUUCAUUUUACUCCUCAAUGACUUCUCACUCAGAAAAUGCAACAGUGAUAACUUCUGUAACUGAGUCCUCGAUUAUUUCCAAUUCAAAACAUAUUUACGAAAUAUAUUGUGUUCACAAAAGCAUUCAAGUUUACAGUGCAAUAGCAAACCAGAUAAUAAAAAUCCCCACUAACUACGAGGCAAUCAAGAACAAUUGGAUUUACCGAAAUGAUAUUUAUUUGGAAACUAUAAGCGUCUUCGGAAUAAUCCACAAACCCAAAAUUAUUCUACUUAGCAUAAACAGUGAUAUUACAAGUGAAAGUAACAUUAAUUCUACUAACAGAGUAAUUAAAAAGUUAGAUUUCACUCUUGUAAAUUUGGAAAAUGUUAACAAAAGCGAGUCCAACAACCUAGAGCUUUAUAACAUUGAAAUAAAUAUCGCAAAGCUCGUAAAUCUUAUUAAUAAUAAUUGGAAAAUAUCUAUUUAUGUUUAA
Molecule: messenger RNA, 4182 nt
Organism: Cryptosporidium ubiquitum
Lineage: Eukaryota; Apicomplexa; Conoidasida; Eucoccidiorida; Cryptosporidiidae
Product: alpha glucosidase-like family 31 glycosyl hydrolase
Exons: 1
Coding region: 1-4182 (1393 amino acids)
Biological process (GO): carbohydrate metabolic process; N-glycan processing
Molecular function (GO): alpha-glucosidase activity; carbohydrate binding
Source: RefSeq, a predicted model, not a curated record